CUAUAAGCCAAAAUCAGAAAAGAUACAAAUAAAACGCCCGUCUUGAACAAACGGAGGAUAAUUUUUGCCCUAAUUACUUCUCCCCCACCAAACCAGCUGACACCAAUUUCUGCAAUCGUCUUCAUAAUUCAUCCGAUACCGGUGCAAUUCGAGCUCAAAUCGAAGCGCACGGGCGGGUACUGCAAGGAUUCAGCUUAAAAUUGGGUGCUUGGCAAAAUUGACGGAUUCGAAGCGAUAUCUCGUCUUGGUCGUUUUUCGGGAAAGAGUUUCACUCAUAUUGCUUCUACAACUUUUCAACAAAUAGAAAGAGCUUCGCUGGGAUAAAAUCAACUCUUCGUGGUAGCCAUGGACCAUGGACGCUAUCAUCAAGGAUGGGAUAAUAACAGCGCAUUGGAAGGGUAUGGUGCAGGUCAUGAUUCAAACUUUCGGGAUAGUGGAUCCUAUGAUGAUAGGAGGUUUAUGGAUGAAAGAUUCUCGAGGGAUAGUAUCCAUCCUAGGGGAUUGCUCCAUAGAAAUGCAUUGGAGAGAAAUAACUAUCCUCCACCGCCAUCAUCAGUUGGAAUGUGGCCUCAAGCACGGAGGCGUGGAUAUGAAGAAGAGUAUCCAUUCGAGAGGGAUUACAGACGGCAUGAGAAGCCACCUUCUAGAUAUGGAGGGCGGGAUCGGGAGGGUUAUGGUGAUGAUGAUUAUGACUAUCGACCUCGUUCUGCUAGGGAGGAAAGCCGUGAAAGGGAAUAUGAUUACGGAAGGAAUAGUUAUGAUUCGGAUUACGAGAGAGGUUCGAGGAGGGACGGUAACUGGAGAAGGCGUGAAUCUCGGGACCGUGAAUGGGACAAGAGGGGCCCUAGUCGGGAAAGGGAAGAAAGCUCCUAUAGAAGGCGUGAGCACUCUCCUUCACACUCCCGCUCUCAUUCUCGUGGCCGUGAUGAUCGAAUGAGGUCAAAAUCUCCUCGGGGAAGGAGUCAUGGCCGAAAUCAUAGGGAAGAGAGUUACGAAGACAGCCGCUAUGAUAGAAGUGAUAGAAGAAGAGAUCGUGAGGAUAGCCGUCAUCAUGACCAUUAUUCUGUUGCUCCCUCUGCUACUGUCGUGGUAAAGGGCCUCUCGCAAAAGACAACUGAAGAAGAUUUGUACCAGAUUCUUGUAAUCUUCGUUUUAAGCAUAUCCAUCUUUUCCAUAUUAUUUGCUCUAAUCACCAUUGUUGCUUUGGUUUUCAUGUGCGCAUUUAUUGCUCUAUGUCAGGCUGAAUGGGGACCUCUUCGCCAUGUUCGUGUGAUUAAAGAGCGAAAUUCUGGGGUUUCCCGAGGGUUUGCUUUCGUUGAUUUCCCUUCUGUGGAUGCGGCUCAAGCAAUGAUGGAUAGGUUUGGGCAUGAGGGGCUCCUUGUGGAUGAUCGGAAGCUUUUUUUUGAAUACAGUAGUAAACCGACUGGUGGAGGAGAUGGCGGAUCCCUUGGAAUUAAUACCUCUUCAAGAUCAGGCCAUAGUAGCCAUAGAAGUAUCAUGGUACCUUCUGAUUGGAUGUGCAUCAUAUGUGGCUGUGUCAAUUUUGCAAGGAGAACAUCAUGUUUUCAGUGUAAUGAGCCGAAAACAGAAGAUGCUCCAUCGGCUGAUAUGAUAUCAAAUCCCAUUCCUAUUGGCAAGAGAGGAGAAGCAGGUCCAACCCAUGUUCUUGUUGUUCGUGGACUGGAUGAGAAUGCUGAUGAGGAAAUGCUUCGUUAUGAAUUUUCUAAGCAUGCUCCUAUUAAGGAUCUGCGACUUGUCAGAGACAAAUUCACACACGUCUCAAGAGGAUUUGCAUUCGUGCAUUUCUAUACAGUUGGUGAUGCCACUAAGGCACUUGAAUCAACAAAUGGUACUGCUCUGGAGAAAAAUGGUCAGAUUCUUCGGGUUGCCUAUGCAAAAAGUAUUAUUGGACCUGGUCCUGCAGCUUCUUCAGCUCCGCAGUCAAGCAGUCUUGCUGCUGCUGCAAUUGAGGCAGCGACAUUUGCUCAGCAGUAUGAUGCAGUUGGUUGGGCACCAAAGGAAUACAAUCCAGAGGAUAACACUUCUGGUGCUGGUCAACAGCAAGCAGGACAAAUUGAGGGCCAAGGAGAUCAUUCUGCUCCCCAAUCUGGUUUCGUGUGGGAUGAAGCUUCUGGUUAUUAUUAUGAUGCCGCCUCUGGAUUCUACUACGACGGAAAUACAGGUCUAUAUUAUGAUGGCAAUAACGGCUUAUGGUAUUCUUUUGAUCAACAAACUCAACAGUACAUCCCUUGCACCGAUCAGAACAACAAGACAGCAGAAAAACAAAUUGAAACCUCCAAAGCAACAAAUGGUUCUAAUAACAAAAAGGUUGUUAUAUCUGCCCCAGCCGCCACAGUGACAUCUCAAGAGAAGGCCAACGCCUCAUUGCCGGAUGCUGUCCAGGCUGCCGCUGCUGCCGCCAUAGCUGCUGAGAAGAAAGAGAAGGAAAAAAUGAAAGAAAUCAAACUUGCCUCGAAAAGCAGCAUCCUGGCCAACAAGAAGAAAAUGAAUAAUGUCUUGACCAUGUGGAAGCAAAGGAGUCAUGAGGGUCAGGCGCCGCGUGUGGCUAUCGAGAAUAACAGCCAAGCCUCGGCUCCCAGCAAGUUGAAAAAUGAAGGCCCGAUAAUAACUAAAGAUAAUGUUAAUGCUUCUCAUAAUGUGGGCUUGGAAUCCCAAGACAGGGCAAGGCCCGUUAUUUCGAGUUCUGGUGGAGGUUUGAAAGGAGUCAUUAGGAGUUCUGGACUGGGAGUCGUGAAGUCAAAUACUGUUUAUACUGGGCAAGGGGAGAAUAAUACUGUUGAAUCUUUUUCCUCGACAUCCUCAGAAGCUUCUGCUACAGUAACACCUUUCCGAACAGAUGCAUCUGCUUUGGGUUUGUAUUCGUCACCGGUUGCUGCAGGAAGUGGUAAAAGAAGGUUUUCAGAGUUGCCGGCAGCAUCAGUUACAAAUAGGGAACAGUCCCAAAUUACGUACAGGGAUCGUGCAGCGGAGAGGAGGAGCCUGUAUGGUUCUUCGUCUUUUGGGGAUGACUUGUCCAGUGCUGGAGGUGGAGAUCCAAAUCGAGAUUCGACAUAUAGAAGGGGUGUUAUGGACUCCAUGCCUUUCCCUCCCGGUGUAGGCGGUGGACGAGCAACUGUUGGGGAUGCCGUUGCUAGUCAGAGUUAUGAUGUUAUAACGGCGGAUAAAGCUCUUGACGAGAACAAUGUGGGCAACCGUAUGCUGCGGAAUAUGGGCUGGCAUGAAGGCUCGGGGCUGGGAAAAGAUGGGAGUGGUAUGGUAGAACCAGUCCAGGCCAAAGCUGUAGAAACUAGAGCUGGGCUAGGGAUACAUCAGCCCAAGAAAGUUGACCCGACACUCGAAGUCCAUGCUGGAGAUAGCUACAAAGCUGUUAUCCAGAAAAAGGCAAUUGCCCGUUUUCGAGAGAUGUCAUCCUAAUAAGGCGAGUGAAAGAAAUUGGGAAUAAUUGAAAAGGAAGCAUUUAAUCUGAGUUUUU
Molecule: messenger RNA, 3493 nt
Organism: Striga asiatica
Lineage: Eukaryota; Viridiplantae; Streptophyta; Magnoliopsida; Lamiales; Orobanchaceae
Source: the annotation of a GenBank genome assembly